GGUGCCGGGUCCCAGCGCCACCCAUGGCCGGCCGGGAGCAGCCCCCGGAGCAGCCGCCGGCGGCCCCCGGCCCCGCCGAGCCCCGCUACGAGGCGGUGGCCCCGCACUGGUUCUACCGCAAGGCCGGCGAGCCCCGGGAGCGCUGGGUGCCCUUCAGCGCGCAGGACUCGGCGAGGCUGGAGGAGGCGCACGGCGCAGGAAGAGAGAAAGAAGACGUGGUUGUCCCAACGUCGGGGGGUAGGUACGACGUUCACCUGAAGCAGAGGCAGCGCGUCGCAGUGUACUGGGAGGAGGAGGUCUCCGAGGUGCGUCGCUGCACCUGGUUUUACAAGGGAGACAAGGACAACAAGUACAUUCCCUACUCGGAGACGUUCAGUGAGGAACUGGAGGAAGCUUACAUGAUUGCUGUAACCCUGGAUGAGUGGAAGAAGAAACUGGAGUCCCCUAGCAGGGAGAUCAUCAUCUUGCACAACCCAAAGCUGAUGGUGCACUACCACCCGGUUGCCACCUCUGAUGAUUGGGGCUCAACUCCUACGGAACAAGGUCGACCUCGGACUGUGAAGAGAGGAGUAGAAAACAUCGCUGUUGAGAUCCCCAAUGGAGAGCCUCUGCAAAUCGAUCACCUGGUGUUCGUGGUGCACGGCAUCGGCCCAGCGUGCGACAUUCGGUUCAGAAGCAUUGUCCAGUGUGUGAACGACUUCAGGAACGUUUCCCUCAGCAUGCUGCAAGCACACUUCAAGAAAGCCCAGGAGCAGCAGCAGAUCGGCCGCGUGGAGUUCCUGCCCGUGAACUGGCACAGCUCCCUCCACUCCACCGGGGUGGACGUGGACCUGGAGCGAAUCACUUUGCCAAGCAUCAAUCGCCUGCGUCACUUCAUAAACGACACCAUCCUGGACGUUUUCUUCUACAACAGCUCCACCUAUUGCCAGACCAUUGUGGACACGGUGGCGUCCGAAAUGAACCGCCUGUACCAGCUCUUCCUGCAGAGGAACCCACACUUCAAGGGGGGGGUCUCCAUCGCGGGUCACAGCUUGGGGUCACUAAUUCUGUUUGAUCUCCUGACGAACCAGAAGGCUGCUCCCGAGGAGGACGAGCAGAGCGGAGAGGGCUCCAGGACAGCUUCGAGCAACACAGGCAUUGAGGAAUUAAAAGAAAUUCUGAAGAAGCUGGAGCUGACUGAAUACUGCGAUGUUUUUGAGAAAGAGAAAAUGGACAGGGAAGCGCUGUUCUUGUGCACAGAGGAAAACCUUAAAGAAGUGGGAAUUCCCUUAGGACCAAGGAUGAAGAUCCUCAAUUACAUCAGCUCCAAGGAGAGGCAGGGCGUCAGCGAGCGGAGCGCAGCAGCUCCCAGGCACAGUGGGCAGACUGGCCCCGAUGGCACAAGCGACAGCAGGGACUGCCAGUACCGGGACAUCGGCUUAGGACAGGUCUCGGCAAACUACCCUCAGCUGAUCUACAAGCCCACCAUCUUCUUUGCUUUCGGGUCUCCCAUUGGGAUGUUUCUCACAGUGCGAGGAGUGAAGAGGAUCAACCCCAGCUACAGCCUGCCCACCUGCAAGGGCUUCUUCAACAUCUUCCACCCUUUUGACCCGGUGGCGUACAGGAUCGAGCCCAUGAUUGUCCCGGAUGUGGAGUUUGAGCCCAUGCUGCUGCCUCACCACAAAGGCAGGAAGAGGAUGCACCUAGAGCUGAAAGAAGGGCUGACGCGCAUGAGCGUGGACCUGAAGAACAACCUGCUGGGGUCCCUGCGGGUGGCCUGGCAGUCCUUCACCCGCGCCCCGCUGCCAGCUGUGGAGGCCGGGAGCACCGAGGUGGAGGCGGAGGCCGAGGCCGAGGCCAGCGUGGAGAAGCAGACAGGUCCACCAGACGUAAAGCCAGAAGAGGCCCCCCCGGCAGCGAAGGAGGAGGCCUCCCCCAUUAACGUGGGGAGGCUGAACGGAGGGAAUCGCAUAGACUACGUGCUACAGGAGAAGCCAAUUGAGAGCUUUAACGAGUAUUUAUUUGCACUACAAGGGCACCUCUGCUAUUGGGAGUCAGAGGACACCGUUCUGCUGGUUCUGAAGGAGAUCUACCAGACACAAGGCGUUACACUGGAUCAACCUUUGCCCGGAAGCCAAUGACCUACCUGGGCUGUUCUGGCUGCCUGACAUAAGAUUCAACCGAGUACUCACCAGGAAAGUCCAGACCUCUUCUCUGCCUUCCUCUCUCCUCUGCUGCUGUGUCCUGCAUGCUGCUUCCCCAGUACUUGCUGCUACCUGGAGAUAAGGACGAUUUUCCUCCAUUUUGGAUAGGGUGAAAAAAAAUAGUUAAAGGAAACCACUUCUGCUAACACAGACACAAACACACAGCACU
Oxyura jamaicensis (ruddy duck) is the source of this 2352-nucleotide messenger RNA. It is a transcript of the gene DDHD2, whose product is annotated as DDHD domain containing 2. The record is from RefSeq and is a predicted model, not a curated record. The transcript is spliced from 17 exons. Gene Ontology annotation, cellular component: COPII-coated ER to Golgi transport vesicle. Gene Ontology annotation, molecular function: protein binding; metal ion binding; triacylglycerol lipase activity. NCBI's taxonomy places the organism in Eukaryota, Metazoa, Chordata, Aves, Anseriformes, Anatidae. Bases 24 to 2120 code for a protein of 698 amino acids.